AUGGCGCGGAGCGGCCGGGCGCUCGGCAGGGCGCUGGCCGGCGGGCUCGCCGCCGCCCCGCCGCCGCGCACGGCCGCUGUCAGGCACUUGGCUUCUUGUGGUAUUCUGAUGACCAGAAUUUCUCCUUUGCAAGUACCUGUAAUGAGCCAUACCUUUUCAAGAACUUUCUUCAACAUUGCUGCACCACUAGUAAACAAAAGAAAAGAAUAUUCUGAAAGAAGAAUUAUAGGGUAUUCUAUGCAGGAAAUGUAUGAAGUUGUUGCUGUUGUGGAGAAUUACAAACUAUUUGUUCCUUGGUGUAAAAAGUCAGAUAUAUUAUCGAAGCGCUCUGGAUACUGCAAAGCACGGCUAGAAAUAGGAUUCCCUCCUGUAGUAGAGAGGUAUACAUCAGUUGUUACCCUAGUGAGACCACAUUUAGUUAAGGCAUCCUGCACAGAUGGAAAACUAUUUAAUCACUUGGAAACAGUGUGGCGUUUCAGCCCAGGUAUCCCUGGUUAUCCAAGGACAUGUACAUUGGAUUUUUCAGUUUCUUUUGAAUUUCGUUCACUUCUACACUCAAAACUUGCUACGCUAUUUUUUGAUGAAGUGGUAAAGCAGAUGGUAGCUGCCUUUGAACGAAGAGCAGCCAAACUCCAUGGCCCAGAAACCAGCAUACCUCGGGAGCUAAUGCUUCAUGAAGUUCAUCACACGUAAAAGGGAAAAUUGUAACAGCCUCUGUUAUAAACUUGUUUGUACACUUCAUUCGUACAAGAGGUGCCAUGCUCCUCCUUUGGGGCAUCCAUUUCAUAUCUGAGCUGUGUGUGGGAUUUUAUACUGUACAAAACACACCUGUUCAGCCAGAUGUAUAUAGAAUGUUCAAGCUGCAAUCAAGUGCAACUUAAAGUGUUAUUGUAAGACAGUUGGCAGCUGCUGUAACACGAGAUAUCUCAGGCUGCUGUUUAUUAACUUGCCAAAUGGUUUGUGUAAUCAUAGUGUAAGUUCUGCCUUAUCCAAGCUUAUGGGUUUUUUUCAGCAUUGUAAUGUAUUAACUCAAGUUUAAGUUAUUAGUAGUGUGAAUGUAACUUAACAGCAUCAACUCAGCCAACUCUGGCCAAGCGGAGGGAAACUGAUGUUCUGGCCUUGGGGAGUACGAACAGUUUGUUGAGCAUCAGGUAGCAGGUGCUUUUAAUCCGAGUGAAUGACAAGGGUAUGUCCGGAGUCUCCAGCUGCUGUUGAAUUCGGACCAGCAACUGCAGUAGAAAAAACAACACAGCCUGAACACUCCUGAGUUUGCAUGUGUUAAACGUAAGAGGUACACGCAACGUAAGUACUAUCAUUUGAGUGCAGCAGUUUCAGCUCUAGCCAGUGGUUCUUACCUGUCUGGGCUCCAGCCACUGUUGAAUUUGUAGUACGUCUGGCAGGCUGAGCUUGCCUACCUGCCACUGUUUCACCGUUACACAUCGCAGUUAGGUUACAGCAGAUGCAUCUCAUCUAAUGCAAACAGUUCCCAGUUCCAACACAACUUUAAACCACGUAAAUAAGCGUUACCUCUUUGAGAACUAGGGCACGGAUGCACAACAUUCUGUACCACAGUGCUGUCCUCCCUGGAAGGAGGGAACAAGCUGUCCUCCGCUUACUGCAGACAAGCACACCCAAGGCCAGUUGUCAUUAAAAAACAUACAAUAGAGUGCUAAACCUCAGUUCUUAGGGUUUUUUCAGUACCGUACUACCAUUUCAUUCUCAGGCCAUUACAAUGGUACCAGCUGUCUUGAUUAAAUUCAUUUUCAGUA
Gymnogyps californianus (California condor) is the source of this 1769-nucleotide messenger RNA. It is a transcript of the gene COQ10B, whose product is annotated as coenzyme Q10B. Gene Ontology annotation, cellular component: mitochondrion. NCBI's taxonomy places the organism in Eukaryota, Metazoa, Chordata, Aves, Accipitriformes, Cathartidae. Gene Ontology annotation, biological process: ubiquinone biosynthetic process; cellular respiration. Bases 1 to 693 code for a protein of 230 amino acids. Gene Ontology annotation, molecular function: ubiquinone binding. The transcript is spliced from 5 exons. The record is from RefSeq and is a predicted model, not a curated record.